Porites lobata is the source of this 4479-nucleotide messenger RNA. The record is from the annotation of a GenBank genome assembly. NCBI's taxonomy places the organism in Eukaryota, Metazoa, Cnidaria, Anthozoa, Scleractinia, Poritidae.
UUUCACCUUUGCAGUCUUGCUGAUGAACAUCCGGGACUUGAACUGGAGGAGUUGGUUCACGAGGUGGAUGAAUGGGAGGUUGCACGUGACCGUAUAAAGCUAGAAAAUAUGAUUGGUUCUGGGGCAUUUGGAGCAGUCUGGAAAGCAACUUUGAAACAAUCAGACAAAAAGCAUGGAGCACAGACUGUGGCAGCAAAACACUUCACACGUGAGUCAGUUCAACAUAUUACACUAGACAGCUUUAUCUUUGAUGUGAGCACGACUGUGCCUUAGAUAAUCGGUAUUGUGGAAAGCCCCUAGUGUCAUGUGGCGCGUUUAAGAACCAAAGCUGACUUAAUUUGCUCUCAUCACUUCUGUUGUAGCGACUGCUGGAGAAGAAGGAAGAAAAGCUCUUAUGAAGGAGAUUGAGUUAGGAAAAAGUCUGGCAGAAAAUCCACAUAUUAACGUUGUCAAAUUCAUCGGCUGCGUUACGACACAAAGUAAAAAUCCUCAUUCAUUACCCUUUUCAACACGAUAUUUCGUCUUCUUUUGCUUUUUCUUUUUCGUAUAACAUUUUAUAGCGACAUUGGAAUAUUCACUGAGUUGGAUUGUCUCUUUACAGUUCACCCAAUAAUGAUCAUGGAGUACAUGCCAUAUGGAGACUUGUUGGGUUAUUUGAGAAAGAGCCGAGGAAUUCACGACCAAUAUCAUCAUGGAGAGGGUGAGGGUUUUGAGCUGCAGCCAUAUGACCUGGUCGUAUUUGCGAAGCACAUUGCUACUGGAAUGGUGUACCUUGGAAGCAGAGGGGUAUGAGAACAGUUAUGAAAUGUAGAAUUUGCUGUUACUUGCUCCUUGCCUCAUUACUCCGCUACACAUUUAGUUGUCCACACCAACUCAAGAGAAAUUUCAUUUUAGAAAACGUCAGAGCGGCUUUUUUUUGAGCGGUUUCAAUCCCUCACUGUACCUGGGCGAGAAGGGAUGUAUUAGAUAUUACAAUCUGGUCAGGACUUAAGACCACUUGUAAGAAAUCAGUAACGUUAUAAUAUAACGCUGUAAUGUUAAUCCUCUUCAAAAAUUACAUAGCCAUAUACUUUUCUGGGUGCGGUAAGCAAACGAUUGGCCUAGCAAUUUGCUUGUUCCAUCGCUAUAGUAUCGUUGGUUGCGAAAGCACCGCUUCCAUAAUGUGGGUUCGUAAAGCGAUCGAUAUCGGAUGUAAGUGUCAUUAUAUACGACACUUGCUGUCUGAGCGAAGAAAAUAACGACAAACACAAAGAGCCAUGUUUUUGACCGUGCAAAAUCAUGAUUUCCGUGCGCAAGCUACAGUUUAGUCAGAUAUUUGCUGGUAGAUAGCAAACUAAUCUGUAGAUUGCGCUGAUUUUCAAAAUUAACUGUAGGCUCUUCAUCCGUCUGUCUCGGGAGACACUGGGAUCGGCGCCAAGGUUUAGUCAGUGGUUGAGCUGCAGCGCCUGCUGUGCUGUACAGUCCGAUUCUUGAUCGGCAGGCUCUGUUGCCGUUGUUGCAGAUGAACUCCGUGCUUGGUUCUGUGGGUACUGAUGCUGCCCUCGGCUGUCCGCCCUCUUUUCUCUCAUUCCACUGCUCUUUUCGCCUCUCAUCACACGCCUGCCUUUGCAAGAAGCCUCCAGUGAUUUCGGUCUACAGCUAUAGCUCCAAAUGUGCUCAGAUCUCGUUUACAAACAACUUUGAAGCGAAGGUUAGGCCUUCCUGCUGGUCUAGUUCCAAUGGUAAGCUCGCUGUACAGUAUGUCCUUAGCAAUUCGUCCGUCCUUCAUGCGGCUUACAUGGCGAAGCCAGCGCAGCCAUCUCUGAAUGAGCAAGGAGAACAUGCUAGGUAAUACCAUCUGUGCUAGGACAUCCUUGUUUGGAACACGGUCUUGCCAGGUGAUGCCUAAAUUCCUUCUGAGGCAGCGCAGGUGGAAGGUGUUGAAUCAGCGCUCUUGGCAGGAGUAGAGGGUCCAGGUCUCGUUAUUAUACAGCAGCGUGCUAAGUACGCAGGCCUGGUACACUUUCAUCUUGGGGCUGAAAGUCAGCAUCUCUUUCCGAGACGUGCUAGUACUGCUGCUGCUUUUUCAACUCGUUUGUUCAGCUCGGUGUCUAGGGAGAGGUUGCUGGAGCCUACGUAAGUGAACUCCUCCACCGCCUCGAGAGUUUAGUCGCCGGUGGAGAUGGUUGGGGUGCUGCUGACUUCUUGGCCAAGGAUGUUGGUCUUCUUGAGACUGAUGGUGAUACCAAACUUGCUACAAGCGUGUGCAAAGAAGCUGAUGAGUCACUGUGUGCGGUUUAAGCAGCAUCUCUCUUAUCAGUACUUUCCUAACCUUAGUCUUUGCUCGGAAACGUGUAAGGUUUCCGUCGCUUCUGGUGUUAAGGUACACACCAUUUAUUUGACUGGCUGAAGGGGUAAGACAGCAGUAGGAAGAAAAACAUGCCGAAGGGAGUGGGAGCGAGUACACAGCCCUGUUUCACUCCGCUCUUGAUAGGGAAGGGGUCUGAGGUUGAGCCGACGUACUGGACGGUUCCUCGCAUGUCUUCACGGAGAGACGUGAUCAUCCUUGGGAGAUUGGUGGGGGCAACCCAUCGUCUGCAGGAGAGUAAAUAGACCCUUCCUGAUGACUAGGUUGAAGGCCUUGGUCAGGUCGAUAAAGGCAAUAUAUCUUGGACAGUGAUAAGACAGAUGAGUACAAUAUAUAAUACAGUCUAACCUCCAUAUGCGACCACCUGUCAUAAGCGACCACCUACCAUAAGCAACCGCCUAUCCAUAACACCGUCAACGCCUUACAGUUCGAACCUCUCGUAAACGACGACUUCUUGUAAGUGACCACUUGACGCAUGGUCUGAUCUGUAUCUUCACUGUACGUUCCUUGUUGCCUAUAGUAUAAAAAGAGCUAUUAGAAACAACAUAGAAAUACAUUGUAAAUAUUUUGCGAAUAGAAGUUGCAUGCAAUGAAUUAUUUUCAUAAAGUUGAGGUGUCCAGAACUCUUUUUGGAAGAGACCCCAUGUGGUUCGAUUCUUGUAAACGACUUUUCCCAUAAGCGACCACUAAGUCCUCGCCUUUUGGCUGGUCGCUUACUAGAGAUUAAGAUAUAAUAGAAAAGUAUUGGUUCCUUUGUGAAGGGACGUUACAAGGUUAAAAUGUUAUUGCAGACUGUCGGUUUCCAUAUUACCAGAUAUAUUCCAAAAAAAGUCCUCAGUACUCGCACCUUUUUUGAAAAGAAGUGAUCAAUUUUUUUUCUAACUGUUAGUUACGACCAUGUAACAUGCCUUUAUUUUCAGAUAAUUCACCGUGAUUUGGCAGCAAGGAACGUCCUUCUAGAUCAAAACUUUGUCUGCAAGGUUACCGAUUUUGGGUUAUCAUAUCAAAGCUUCAAGUAUGGCCACGGUAAUGCAAAAAAGGUACGCAGAUGUAACCUAUCAAACUAUAGCUCUUUGUUAAACGCUAAAUUAAUCAUUCUGAUGGAUUUAUUGACAACGUUGACAGGAACAAUGGCGCUCUCCAUAGUAUAAUCCGAAUUCAGUUAAAAGGGAGAGUUUCAGAGUUUUGUAUUUUAGUAGACUAAGAAGAACCCCCUUUUUUAAGUCCCUCGAGCAAAACACGCGCCAGUAAUGUUGAAGAAAAGAUUACGAGUCUCUUUCCAGUCCAACUGUUAGUAGUCUCAAUGGCAAGGAAACCACCAUUGGAGCAAAGCUAGAAUUGGCUACUCCAAGUAAAUUUUUUCAUGACUGUAUUAGGCUAUAUAAACCGCUACAAUAAAAUCGAUACAAACUUGAAACGCUUCAAGUUCUCUUUUUGUCCCCCCUAUGAAACUGGCACGGACAGAUCGUGUUUCAUAAUUUCUUUAAUAAUUCUCUUGAUUUCAACACAGUUAUAUUCUGUACUUUUCUUUUACAACUUAAGUCGUGGUAGAAAAGAAACAAAAGAAAAAUGGCUACCCCGCACGCUUUUUUUUGUUACAAAUAUUUCCGAUUAUUUUCAACUGUGGUUGACAGAUCCGUUAUUGAUGAUUUUUAAUGUUAGAGAAAAGGAAAUUCCCUUUCGUCAACCUUUAACGCUAUAUUUACACUGUUUCCCUUAUUAUUGUUUAUCUAUGGUGCGUUCACAAAAAUUAAUUUUAAUGAUUUUCCAUUAAUAACAAUAACGUAUGUUAUUAACAUCUACGUAGUAGAAAGGACUUUUGUCAUCAGCAAACUGGUGAGAAAAAAUAAAUGUAACAAUAAAACAACUUGCACAAUCCAAUGUAAUAACGUAACUUCAAUUUACGAUUGUCGUUCGUAUCUAAAAUUAGAAUAGAAAGUACAAUUUCAGCCUAGCUAGAUAAUGCUAGUAGACCUAUGUAAAACAACAGCACAUGUAUAUGUUAAUGUCUUGUCACAUUGUUAUCAUAGGGCUGCAUCCCUGUUAAGUGGACAGCACCUGAGAUUCUUUACGGAAAUCCUGCAGAACUUUCCACCAAAAGUGACGUGUAUGUUGAAAUACAAAUAAGUUAA